This is a messenger RNA of Aaosphaeria arxii CBS 175.79, 324 nucleotides long. Its product is annotated as histone H2B. The record is from RefSeq and is a predicted model, not a curated record. The annotation marks the transcript as partial. Lineage: Eukaryota; Fungi; Ascomycota; Dothideomycetes; Pleosporales. Gene Ontology annotation, biological process: nucleosome assembly. Gene Ontology annotation, molecular function: structural constituent of chromatin; DNA binding; protein heterodimerization activity. The transcript is spliced from 3 exons. Gene Ontology annotation, cellular component: nucleosome.
AAGAAGACUGCCGCUCCCUCUGGCGAGAAGAAGAAGCGCACCAAGUCCAGGAAGGAGACCUACUCCAGCUACAUCUACAAGGUCCUCAAGCAGGUUCAUCCCGACACUGGUAUCUCCAACCGCGCCAUGUCCAUCUUGAACUCUUUCGUCAACGAUAUCUUCGAGCGUGUCGCCACCGAGGCAUCCAAGCUCGCUGCCUACAACAAGAAGUCCACCAUCUCAUCACGCGAGAUCCAAACCUCUGUUCGAUUGAUCCUCCCUGGUGAGCUUGCCAAGCACGCCGUGUCUGAGGGCACCAAGGCCGUGACCAAAUACUCUUCCUCU